Messenger RNA from Bacillus rossius redtenbacheri, 475 nucleotides. RefSeq names its product large ribosomal subunit protein eL37 (gene RpL37a). The transcript is spliced from 4 exons. Gene Ontology annotation, cellular component: cytosolic large ribosomal subunit; ribosome. The record is from RefSeq and is a predicted model, not a curated record. Lineage: Eukaryota; Metazoa; Arthropoda; Insecta; Phasmatodea; Bacillidae. The coding region runs from base 59 to 337 and encodes 92 amino acids. Gene Ontology annotation, molecular function: RNA binding; structural constituent of ribosome. Gene Ontology annotation, biological process: translation.
UUUGAGUUCUUGAAUGCUCAUAUAUCUAAGCUCUUUUCCGUCAUAUUGAUUAUCAAACAUGACGAAAGGUACGUCAAGUUUUGGUAAACGUCGCAAUAAGACGCACACCUUGUGCCGUCGUUGUGGCAGAUCGUCGUACCACAUUCAGAAAUCAAAGUGUGCGCAGUGUGGUUACCCAAGCAAGAAGUUACGGCAUUACAAUUGGAGUGUGAAGGCGCAGCGAAGGAAGACCACUGGGACCGGCAGGAUGCGCUUCCUGAAGGUUGUCAGGCGGCGUUUCAGGAAUGGAUUCCGCGAGGGCGGCAAGCCAACGCCCCGUAAGGUUGCCGGAUCAUAAAUUAUGAAGAAUUAAAGUAUGUUAAGCAUGCAAAUUUAAUUUCCAGUGCAUCUGAAACAUUAAGUAUGUUUGAUAACUACAUGUAUUUUACUUUAAACAGCAACAAUGGAGGCACUGAAAAUAAAUCUGUUGUGUUUA